AGCCCACACCUUUUCCCACUUCUUGGCCGCCUACUAAGCGGAAGCAGACAAAAAACCAAUCAAACAAAUGCCAAAAUAAAAUGUUAUGAAUCUGUAGAGGCUGAGGUGGUUCUUUGAUGGCAUCUUCUAAGUAUCAGCUGAAGUGAAUGACAUCAGGGUUGAUGAAGUCCUUUUUCCAAAGCUUAGAGUCUGAACUCUGGUGUCAUUAAAAGGCAAACAACAGCUUGGAAGAAAAUAAUCUCCUGACCAUGGCUUCCUUGACGACCUUAAUUGGGGGAUUCGCUUUUGUUUGUGAAGGAAAACUUGAUUUUGGUUCUUUUUGCUUUCAAAGAACCAUCAUAGAUGUCAUAAAUCUGCUAUUCCUCUUUGUUUUCUAUCUACUUUUGCUUGGAGGUUCUGUCAAAAAACAUCAAAGCAGUGUAGUUAACAUAAGGGACUGGAUCUCCCUUGUUGUUUCUAUCUGUUGUGCUCUUGCUAGCAUUCUGUAUCUUGGUGUUGGUUUGUGGAAUCUAAUAGCAAAAAAUGAUGGAUUUAAUAACUUGAGCUGGUUGGUUGAGCUUGUUAGAGGAUUAAUUUGGAUUUCUUUGGCGGUUUCCUUGCUUGUUCAAAAAUCACAAUGGAUGAGAUUUCUCAUCAACGCUUGGUGGGUGUCAUUCUCUUUACUGGUUUCCGCUCUACAUAUUGAGGUUCUGUUUGGACCACACAGCAUUGAAAUUGUUGACAUCUUUCCAUGGCUUGUGAACAUCUUGCUGCUAUUUUGUGCUGUUAGAAACGUCAUACAAUUGAUUAGGAAACGUGAUGAAGAUGAGAGUUUAUCAGAAUCUCUAUUAGAGGAAAAGGAAGAAAAAAACCAAACAGAACUUUGUCAGGCCAGUUUUCUUAGCAAAUUGGCAUUUUCUUGGAUUAAUCCCCUGCUUUCUUUGGGUUAUGUGAGACCAUUAGCUCUUGAAGACAUCCCUUCAAUUCCUACAGAAGAUGAAUCCAAUUUGGCCUACCAAAAGUUUGCUAAUGCAUGGGAAUCCCUUGUGAGAGAGACGAGCUCAAGUGAUAGGAGAAACUUGGUUCUUAGGGCCAUAACAAAAGUCUACUUCAAGGAAAAUAUAAUAAUAGUAGUUUGUGCAUUGCUUAGGACUAUUUCUGUAGUAGCUCUUCCUUUAUUGCUCUAUGCUUUUGUGAAUUAUUCAAACCAGGAUGAGGAAAAUCUACAAGAAGGUCUUGUGUUAUUAGGAUACCUCAUUCUUUCCAAGGUUGUUGAGUCAUUGUCGCAGAGGCAUUGGUAUUUUGAUUCAAGGAGGUCAGGAAUGAGGAUGAGAUCAGCAUUAAUGGUGGCAGUCUAUCAGAAGCAACUGAAGCUUUCAAGUUUGGGAAGGAGAAGACAUUCAGCUGGGGAGAUUGUGAAUUACAUAGCAGUAGAUGCCUAUAGAAUGGGAGAAUGUCUAUGGUGGUUUCAUUCAACUUGGAGUCUUGUAUUGCAGCUUUUCAUGUCUAUUGGAGUACUUUUCUCAGUUGUUGGUCUCGGUGCUAUACCUGGUUUAGUCCCUCUCCUCACAUGUGGAUUCCUUAAUAUGCCAUUUGCAAAGUUACUGCAAAAAUGUCAAUCUGAAUUUAUGGUAGCCCAAGAUGAGAGACUAAGAACAACUUCUGAGAUCUUAAAUAGCAUGAAGAUCAUCAAGUUGCAAUCAUGGGAGGAGAAAUUUAAGAGCUUGAUUGAAUCCCAACGUGGUAAUGAGUUCAAAUGGCUUGCUAAACAGCAAUUGUUCAGGCCUUACGGCACUGUCUUGUAUUGGGUGUCUCCAACCAUUGUUUCUUCAGUUGUCUUCUUGGGAUGUGUUCUAUUUGGGAGCGCCCCAUUGAAUGCUGGAACAAUCUUUACAGUUCUUGCAACACUAAGAAGCAUGGCAGAGCCUGUUAGGAUGCUACCUGAGGCACUUUCAAUUCUUAUACAAGUCAAAGUUUCUUUUGAUAGAAUUAAUACCUUUCUGCUUGACGAUGAGCUUAACAAUGACGAAGUAAGGAAAAUUCCCCUGCAGAAUUCUGAUAGAAGUGUGAAAAUACAAGCAGGAAAUUUCAGUUGGGAUCCAGAAAUAACAAGUCCAACCCUUAGAAGUGUGGACUUGGAAAUAAAAAGGGGGCAGAAAAUAGCUGUUUGUGGACCAGUUGGUGCUGGAAAAUCCUCACUCUUGUAUGCAGUGCUAGGAGAAAUACCAAAACUUUCAGGAUCUGUCCACGUGUUUGAAUCCAUUGCCUAUGUUUCUCAAACUUCUUGGAUCCAGAGUGGGACAAUUCGUGACAACAUACUCUACGGAAAGCCAAUGGAUGCAGACAAAUAUGAGAAGGCCAUUAAAGCUUGUGCUUUGGAUAAAGAUAUCAAUAGUUUCGACCACGGUGAUCUUACGGAAAUAGGUCAGAGGGGGAUUAACAUGAGUGGAGGGCAGAAGCAGAGGAUUCAGCUUGCUAGAGCUGUCUAUAAUGAUGCUGAUAUCUAUCUUCUUGAUGACCCUUUCAGUGCUGUAGAUGCACAUACAGCUGCUGUUUUGUUCAAUGACUGUGUAAUGACUGCUCUAGAGAAGAAAACUGUCAUCCUAGUGACUCAUCAAGUGGAGUUUCUCCCAGAAGUUGAUAGAAUUCUGGUUAUGGAGGGUGGAAAAAUUACUCAAUCAGGAACCUAUGAAGAGCUAUUAAAGGCUGGGACAUCAUUUCAACGACUUGUGAAUGCUCAUAGAGAUGCCAUAACAGUAUUGGGUUCGUUGAACAGUGAAGGUCAAGGAGAAUCUCAAGGGCUUACUGUAGUUCGACCUGAGAUGUUUAAUGGAUCUUAUCCAAGUAAACAGAACAGUGAGGGGGAGAUCUCGGUGAAGGGUCCGCCUGGAGUACAAUUAACACAAGAUGAAGAAAAGGAGAUUGGUGAUGUUGGAUGGAAGCCAUUCCUGGAUUAUGUUUCUGUCUCAAAAGGAUCUCUUCAUCUAUCUUUAAGUAUAUUGACUCAGUCUACCUUUGUCAUUCUUCAGGCUGCUUCGACCUAUUGGUUGGCAUUUGCCAUUCAAAUUCCUAAUAUGAGUAGCAGCAUGUUGAUAGGAGUUUACACUGGGAUUGCAACACUUAGUGCUGUUUUUGUAUAUUUUAGAUCAUAUUAUGCUGCUCAUCUAGGAUUAAAAGCUUCUAAAGCCUUCUUCUCUGGUCUCACCAAUGCCAUUUUCAAAGCUCCAAUGCUUUUCUUUGAUUCUACUCCUGUUGGGAGGAUUCUAACCCGAGCUUCAUCAGAUAUGAGUAUUCUCGAUUUUGACAUACCAUUUGCCAUUAUCUUCAUGGCAGCUGGUGCUACUGAAGUCAUAGCAACAAUUGGAAUCAUGGCCUUUAUUACAUGGCAAGUUCUCAUUGUCGCCAUUCUUGCUAUGGUAGCAGUAAACUACAUUCAGGGGUAUUAUAUGUCCUCUGCAAGGGAACUAAUAAGAGUUAAUGGAACAACAAAAGCUCCUGUUAUGAAUUAUGCAGCUGAGACAUCACUUGGAGUGGUUACUAUAAGAGCUUUUAACAUGGUGGAUAGGUUCUUUAAAAAUUACCUAAAGCUUGUUGACACAGAUGCCACUCUUUUCUUUCUUUCUAAUGCAGCCAUGGAAUGGCUAGUUCUCAGGAUUGAGACACUUCAAAACCUGACUCUAUUCACUGCUGCAUUUUUCCUUCUUCUGCUUCCUAAAAGCCAAGUUACUCCAGGGCUUGUGGGACUCUCUCUUUCUUACGCUUUAUCUCUAACAGGAACACAAAUUUUUGCAUCUCGAUGGUAUUGCAACUUAUCAAAUUACAUAAUUUCAGUUGAACGGAUAAAACAGUUCAUGCACUUACCUGCAGAACCUCCAGCAAUUAUAGAAGACAACAGGCCACCAUCUUCUUGGCCCCCUAAGGGUAGGAUAGAAUUGCAAGAGCUGAAGAUAAGAUAUCGUCCGAAUGCUCCAUUAGUCCUCAAAGGAAUCUCUUGCACUUUCCGAGAAGGGACCAGAGUAGGAGUCGUUGGACGAACUGGAAGUGGCAAAACUACACUUAUAAGUGCCUUGUUUCGCCUCGUAGAGCCUGCAAGUGGGAAAAUUCUUAUAGAUGGACUUGAUAUAUGCUCUAUGGGCCUGAAAGAUCUGAGAAUGAAGCUUAGCAUAAUUCCUCAGGAGCCAACUCUAUUUAGGGGCAGCAUUCGAACAAACUUAGACCCCUUAGGCCUCUACUCAGAUGAUGAAAUAUGGAAGGCUUUGGAGAAGUGUCAACUGAAGACAACAAUCAAUGCCCUGCCAAACAAGUUAGAUUCAUCUGUGAGUGAUGAAGGUGAGAAUUGGAGUGUGGGGCAACGACAACUCUUUUGCCUCGGAAGAGUUCUUCUAAAGAGAAAUAGAAUUCUGGUCCUUGAUGAAGCUACUGCUUCAAUAGACUCUGCAACUGAUGCCAUUUUACAAAGAAUUAUCAGACAAGAGUUCUCAAAUUGCACAGUGAUAACUGUAGCUCAUAGAGUUCCAACUGUUAUAGAUAGUGACAUGGUCAUGGUCCUCUCCUAUGGUAAAUUGCUGGAGUAUGAUGAGCCCUCAAACCUUAUGGAGAUAAACUCUUCCUUUUCCAAGCUAGUAGCUGAAUAUUGGUCAAGUUGCAGGAGGAAUUCCUAUCAAAAUUUUAGCAGUUAUCAAUGAACUGAACAAAUAUUGGCAUGACAAUAAGAGGAAGCAUGUGUGUGCAACAGCACUAAGGCACUGAUAUAAUCUUGAAUAGAAAAUUUCUAAAUCUUCCAUGAGCUGUUAUCAUUAGGCUAUGGAAAGAUAGUGAAACCAUUAAUGAUAAUUUGUAGAAACCCAUGCUCUUUAUACCAAUUAUUUCAAUAUGUAUAAAGGAAGGCUAUAUUAUACAUAUUUCUGAUGCCUGCUGUUUCUUUUA
Theobroma umbraticum is the source of this 4905-nucleotide messenger RNA. It is a transcript of the gene ABCC8, whose product is annotated as multidrug resistance-associated protein 6. Gene Ontology annotation, molecular function: ATP binding; ATP hydrolysis activity; ABC-type transporter activity. Gene Ontology annotation, biological process: transmembrane transport. Lineage: Eukaryota; Viridiplantae; Streptophyta; Magnoliopsida; Malvales; Malvaceae. Gene Ontology annotation, cellular component: membrane. The record is from RefSeq and is a predicted model, not a curated record.